Molecule: messenger RNA, 984 nt
Organism: Ambispora gerdemannii
Lineage: Eukaryota; Fungi; Glomeromycota; Glomeromycetes; Archaeosporales; Ambisporaceae
Source: the annotation of a GenBank genome assembly
AUGUCAAAUACUGAGCUAGAAAAUUACCUUGCAUUCUCAAUAAAACUCGCCGAGGAAUGCGGACAGGUGAUACGUGACGGUUCAAAAGCUCGAUAUCACAAAUCUGAAGAAGUAAAAGGAAACAAUAACGAUGUAUUUGAGAAAUACGGAAAUCCGACAGAUUUAGUUACCGAGACAGAUAGAAAAGUCGAGGAAAUUGUGCGUGAUAGAAUCAGUAAAGAGUUUCCGUCGCAUAAAUUUAUUGGCGAGGAGACCGUUGCAGCUGGCAUAAAAUGUGAAUUUACUGAUGACCCUACGUGGAUAGUCGAUCCAAUUGAUGGCACUACGAAUUUUGUUCAAGGAUUCCCUUUUGUUGCAAUUUCGAUCGCUUUGGCAAUAAACAAAGAACCUGUAGUUGGCGUGAUAUAUAAUCCUUUUAUGAACGAAUUAUACACAGCAAUAAAAGGAAAAGGCGCCUAUUUAAAUCGCACAACACGUCUUCCACUCUCGUAUCCACACAAUCCGCUUCCACUACCAAAUCUUUCCCAUUGCCUCGUCCUGACAGAAAUGGGAAGCGACCGAUCACCGUCAGUAAUCGAUAAAAAGAUCAGGUCGAUUCAUAAUAUGGUGGCACAACCUGGGCAGAGUAAUAGAUCUAGUGGUGGAGGUAGUACAAAAAAAGCAGGACUUGUGCGAGGGAUACGGUGUAUGGGUAGUGCGGCUGUGAAUCUUUGUUUUGUUGCCAAAGGCAAUGCGGAUAUUUAUUGGGAGAUUGGGUGCUGGGAAUGGGAUGUAGCAGCCGGAAUCGUAAUCUGUCAAGAAGCUGGCUGUAUAAUAGUCAACGCUAACGGUCCCGACGAAAGUCCCGUGGACAUCCUCGGACGUAAAUUUUUGGCAGUUCGUGGGUGUUCGCCGAGUGCUGGCGAUACGGAUGCUAAACAAAGUCAGUUACGUAUUGUGAGAGAGCUGUGGAAUGUUGUUGAGGAGAUUGAAUGCCCGAGAUAA